This is a messenger RNA of Aspergillus oryzae RIB40, 744 nucleotides long. Its product is annotated as putative pathogenesis associated protein Pep2. The transcript has a single exon. The record is from RefSeq and is a predicted model, not a curated record. Lineage: Eukaryota; Fungi; Ascomycota; Eurotiomycetes; Eurotiales; Aspergillaceae. Bases 1 to 744 code for a protein of 247 amino acids.
AUGCCCGACCUCCAUUCUCUCCCCGCCGGCACACGGCCACAACACGCCAUCCGCAACAACGGGCCCCCCCAACUAGCCCUAGAACGCUACAUGCUCCGCGAACUAGCAGAAGGAUGGCCCUGCUACCGCGACGCCUGCGAAUGGGAAAACCUCCUCUCAAUCUUCCACCCAGAAGCCCACAUCUACACAACCUGGACGGGACUCACCCACCAUAAAAAAUUCAUCGAAGCCUCCCAAGCCGGCAUGGACAAGGGAGCAUUCAUCAUGCACCGCAUCCACGGCAGCACAACCGACAUCGAUCCCGAUGCCACACGUGCCGUCACAAAGAUGAAAGCAACCAUCACGCAGCGGUUCAGCGACGUCAGCUGUGUAUCUGGCGGGACAUGCGACGCUGAUGCGGAGAGUGAUUGUCGGUUUAUCUUUUUCUGGGAGAAGAUGAUGGAUCCGGCGUAUCCUGAUUUGCGGGGUCAGUGGCGGGCUCGGUUUGUUAGGCAUUGGUAUGAGAAGGAUAAGUUGAUUCCUGUGAAUCCGGGACGUGUUCCUGUUCUAGAUGAGGAGAGGUUGAAGAAGUAUCCGCCUGGAUAUAGGUAUUUGGCGUAUAUGCAGGAGGAGACUAUGGGGGUUAAGGUGCUUUUGGAUUUGCCGGGUCAUCGUAGGGAGGGUUCGACGAUCAAUGGCCAGAAGCAUGAUUUGCUUUAUUUCCAGGCCAAGGACUGGAUGGAUGGAAAGGAUGUUGCUUGGUAA